Molecule: messenger RNA, 1350 nt
Organism: Bipolaris oryzae ATCC 44560
Lineage: Eukaryota; Fungi; Ascomycota; Dothideomycetes; Pleosporales; Pleosporaceae
Exons: 4
Coding region: 1-1350 (449 amino acids)
Source: RefSeq, a predicted model, not a curated record
AUGAACCGACAAACUAACAUUAUCGACGACGAUGAAGUCGCGCGAGCGAUGGCCGCAGCCUCACAGGCCAAGGGAAACAAUGUACCUGCAGCGAGCAAGGUAACUGGAGGCGGUGCAGUUGCUCCAAUCAGACCCAACAAGACCACCACCGUACCUGCAGCGAGGAAGGCAACAAGGACGCCUGUCACUGCUACUCUAAGCCAACAUCUGAGGGGCCAGUUCUAUGAGGCGAAUGGGCUAAAGAUUCCAUUGAAUGACCAAGAUGGCCUAGGAGACAAGAAGAGACAACACGCUCGAUUAGCAGAGGCUCUCCUCCGCAAGGACUUGGAGGAACUGCUCGAUAUUGUAGAGCAGUAUGCAGGCACUGAGAAGCGAAUAGAGUUCUGUAUGCUUGAACUCUCAAAGGUUGAGGUAGCAACCUGGAUUGAAGAGAAGGAAACUCUUGCCCUUGGGCGCCAUCCCAAAUCAACAUUACCACUUCCGGCAAAGAACACGUUCGAUCCUUCACGUACCCCUGCAGCUCCGACAUUAAGCAAUGGAACAACAACUCUCUCCGUUCCUUCCACUAAGGAAAAUCUAUCACAUACAGCUGUACGAAAUGAUACACAUGAGCAGUCCGAUAGUCGGAAGAGACGAAUCCAUGAAGAUGAGCUAAAUAGCCAACCGCCACAGAAGCUCCAGAAGCUGGAUACUCCGGCAGAACCAGCAGCUGGAGCUGAUGAAAAUCAAGCCGAUGCCGUUCAACAGGUCAAUUCAAGUCCCGUAAUCGUAUCAUCGUUGCCUCAAAUCAGCAAGAAAAUCGAAACGCACAAAGUUGCUAGAGAUCGCGAAGUGCAACAUAUCCAGUUCAUGAGCGAUACUGGGAUGGAUGCUUCUAAUCUCGACCUAUCCACCACGAUCUUUCACGGCAAGAAUAUUGACAGAGUUCUUACCGCCACAACUAAUCCUCGUACUGGCGCGAUCCAGUUCUUUGACACAACAGUACACAGAAACAAAAGCAUUCCACCAAUGCUUCACGCCCCGUUUCUCAAACAUGGAAACCACGGCCGCCACGGCGACUUCGUACACGACCCUGAUCGUACCACAGGCCUCGGCCAUCAGAUUGCUUCACAUGACCAUCAUAAAUGGAACGAGUUCAUAGUGUUCAAUGGAAUGUGGCGUCAUCGUAAGCCUCAUUCUGUAUCUGGACGAGAGGCCAUGUUGGCCGAGCGUGAGAUUAGGGAGACAUGGGAGAAGUGGCAGAUUUGGUAUGGUGAAUUUGUCGAGAAGUAUCCGGGGUAUGCAGUUGCGCAUCUGUGGCCGUGUGGGUGCGAGAAGGUGAUAGAAGGAUACGAUAGUGAAGAAGAGUAG